GAUGAAGAUGAAGAAGAAGAAGAGGAAAAGUUUUCAUAGGUGGGAGUGAGCAACAAUGAGUGAGGAAAACGAUAGUGGGGCGACAGUAUACUUUUUUAUUGUAAACAAUAUCAACAAUUCAAAAUACAGUGCCUGUUGUUCUAUCAACCAACAGUAAGUCGAGGGAUUCUCCCUUAUCUUUGCGAAGAAAGUAAUUUGUGUCGACCUUUGAGGUAUUCCCACCUUUCUGAAGGCAGAAGUGGGGGAUGGACGAGGUGCGGCCUACCAGCGGACUAGCAACCCCCAGCCUGGCGUCACUCUUCCCCCCGGGUCUGCAGGCAAUCUACGGGGAAUGCAGGCGCCUCUACCCCGACCAAGCCAACCCCUUACAAGUUACAGCCAUUGUAAAAUACUGGUUAGGAGGUCCUGAUCCAUUGGACUACAUCAGUAUGUACCGUAACAUGGGCUGUGCAGCGCAGGACGUACAGGAACACUGGCACUACGUCAGCUUCGGACUCAGUGACCUGUAUGGAGACAACAGAGUACAUGAGUUUACAGGCCAGGAAGGCUCCAGUGGCUUUGGCUUUGAGCUGACGUUCAGGCUGAAGAGAGAGGUGGGAGAGACAGCGCCUCCUACUUGGCCGGCUGAACUCAUGCAGGGCCUGGCCCGCUAUGUCUUCCAAUCAGAAAACACGUUUUGCAGUGGAGACCACAUAUCGUGGCACAGUCCCCUGGACAACAGUGAGUCUCGUAUCCAACACAUGCUGCUCACUGAAGACCCCCAGAUGACACCGGUCCACACCCCCUUCGGCCUGGUCAACUUCCUGCAGAUUGUGGGUGUGUGUACAGAAGAGUUGCAGGCGGCCCAGCAGUGGAACGGCCAAGGAAUACUGGAGCUGCUCCGAGGGGUCCAUGUUGCUGGAGGGCCCUGGUUGAUAACUGACAUGAGGAGAGGAGAGACUAUCUUUGACAUCGACCCUCAUUUACAACAGGAACGUGUGGACCAGGGUAUAGAGACCGAGGGCUCCAACCUGAGCGGCGUGAGCGCCAAGUGUGUGUGGGACGACCUCAGCCGACCGCCCGAGGACGAAGAGGACAGCCGCUCCAUCUGUAUAGGAUCUCAACCACGAAGACUGUCAGAAAAAGAUACAGAGCAGAUCAGAGAAGCCCUGAGAAAAGGACUGGAGUUCAACCCUAAAGCAGCACUACCCCCUAUCAACUCACAGAGACAAGGACAUGACAGGCCUCAACAAACAAUGGGCCAUUUGCAGAGCCAGCAGUAUCACAGGAGUCGUAAGGACAGUCUGGAGAGUGAGAGUUCAGCGACCAUCGUUCCUCACGAGCUAGUUCGUACCAGACAACUGGAGAGUGUUCAUCUGAAAUUCAACCAGGAGUCAGGAACACUGCUGCCCCUCUGUCUCAGGGGUCGUUUGCUCCAUGGUAGACACUUCACCUAUAAGAGUAUAAAUGGAGACACAGCCAUCACCUUCGUCUCCACUGGAGUAGAGGGGGCCUUUGCUACUGAGGAACACCCGUAUGCCGCACAUGGACCCUGGUUACAGAUAUUGCUGACUGAGGAGUUUGUUGAACAGAUGCUUGGAGAUCUAUCGGAGCUCAACACUCGAGAGGAGACCAAGUUACCGAAGGAAUACAGCUGGCCAGAGAAGAAACUGAAGAUCUCGGUCCUGCCUGACUCUGUGUUCGACAGCCCUCUGCAGUGAGAAUGGGACCCACUCCUCUCUUCAGAAUACUCUGGACCUGUUCACCUUUUAAAUGGGUUAUGUUUAUUAGGCCACAUCGUAGCAAAGCGUUUCGCAACAGAAGGCAAAAACACUUUUUUUUUUUCAGAUAGUACCUCCUGUAAGUUAUCUUCCGUUUUACUGAACACAACCAUGCUCUGGUCUGCCUUCUAUCCCCAGGGUGAGAACACCUGACCUAGCUACUGCAGGAUCUCUUUCUGUCACAUCUGCCUUUGACUGUAGACUGUUACUGCCUUUUCCGACCUACCCACCUUUCUACUGGUUUUUCAAACCUUUUAGAUAUGUCUGGAGAUGUUCCGGAAACCUGUUUCUCCAGAUAGCUGCCUUGCUAGAUGAGACAUAGUCACCAUGUCUUGUGAAUGGGUCAAAUGUCUAGUUAGGAUGUGACAUCCACUAGACUCAAGAAGUUUGUAGCACAGGCGAAGAUGCAGGGUCAGUUGGUUUAGUUUAAGGAUCUUGUUCUUUGGCUUUCUAGGGCCACAUUCCAUUUUAAGUGUUCUCUUUAAAAGUAGGCCCCUGGGCAAGAAAAGUUUGACCCUUGGCAUAGGCUUUCAUUUGGGAUGCAGACUCUGAAAAUCAAUCAAACCACAUAAUCCUCUCAUUCUAUUGUUUCCUCCGUCAAAUAUUUGUCCCCCGGUGCCAGGAGCCUGAUUAUUUUAUAGAGUAAUAUUUUGUUUAUGUACUGUUUUACCCUAUUCUAUAACUUUCUCAUGAAAUGUAUCUCUGAAGCUCUACAAUGACUGUUAACUACUAUUAGAGGAAAUAUUUGUGUUUGUAAGAGUUUAUAGGCCUGUGAGAGAGUGAAAUGUUGGAAAGCGUUUCAGAGAACUCCCCAUGUGUCCACAAAUAAAGUUAGUGACAUUUUCACUGAUGAACAGUUA
Coregonus clupeaformis (lake whitefish) is the source of this 2620-nucleotide messenger RNA. Its product is annotated as suppressor of fused homolog. Gene Ontology annotation, molecular function: transcription factor binding. The transcript is spliced from 13 exons. The record is from RefSeq and is a predicted model, not a curated record. Bases 246 to 1700 code for a protein of 484 amino acids. Lineage: Eukaryota; Metazoa; Chordata; Actinopteri; Salmoniformes; Salmonidae. Gene Ontology annotation, cellular component: cytoplasm; nucleus.